AUGGCGCAGACCGUAAGACGUGCCAUCGAGGGCAAAUACCCCUCAUGUUAUAUACCAAAUAGGAUUAUAGAGAGGAGAGCCAAAGCUAGGGCAUUAAGGUUAGAACAACAACGUAAGCCGGAUAAACCUGAAGAUUUUGUGUGUUACCCUGAUAGUGAUAGCGAGGAGGAAACGCCUGCCCAGCAACACAGAGUAUUGAGUACAUCAUACAAUUUCGUUGACUAUGUUCGAUCUAGAGAGAUACAGGCUCCAGAGCCUCGAUCCAUCGACCCAUCGUACGCAACCCGCCACAUGCUCACGCACGAUAUGUUCCGCGAAACACCGGUCAAUCUGGGCAACAUGAAUAAAGUGUUUUGUUCCCAAUGGCUGUCCGACAGACAGAUUGUGUUCGGCACUAAAUGUAACAAACUAAUGGUUUACGACGUAAGAUCUCGAUCGCUAGACGCCAUCCCAACACUCAGGCCGCGAGCGCCGUGGCCCGGCGCGGAGCACCAGACCGGCAUACACGCUUUACAGAUCAACCCCUCUAGGACACUAUUAGCGACCGGAGCCAGAAAUUCCUGUGAACUAGCCAUAUACAGUUUGCCCACGCUCGACCCGGUGUGUGUGGGCGAGGCGCAUAAAGACUGGAUCCUGGACAUGUGCUGGCUGGACGACGAGUACCUGGUGACGGGGUCGCGCGACUCCAAGCUGGCGCUGUGGCGCGCGCCGCGCGGCGCCGGCCCGCACGCGUACAUGGCGCCGCACGCGCUGCGGGACUGCAAGAACGUGAACUCUAACGUCGGCCCCUUAGGCCAGAAGGUGCGCGCGCUGACGUUCAACGCGAAGUGGCGCGAGAUCGCGGCGCUGACGCUCAACGGCUACAUCCACGUGUACAGCGCCGCCAGCUUCCGCCAGACGCACUCGCGCAAGCUGCCCUCCUGCCAGGACCUCGUCUGCCUCGCCACGCAGGAGAGCGGUAUCUACGCGAUAGGCUGCAAGUCGUACACGCUGCUGCUGGACUGCCGCACGCUGCAGUCCGUCAAGAAGAUCACGUCGCGCUACAACGGCUGCGGCAUCCGCUCCGCCAGCUUCCGCGGCGACAUGCUCACCAUCGGCACCGGCCUGGGUAUCCUCAUGUUCUAUGAUUUACGAGCGGGGAAAUAUUUGGAAAGUAACAUUCAUUCCUCGAAGACAGUCACCCUCAAAGUGUCUAAAGGCUCGGUGUUCCCCGACGAGGAGCCCGAGGCGUACAGCCAGAUGCGGUACACGCCCGCCAUCUACACGCACUGCUACGACGACAGCGGCACGCGCAUCUUCACCGCCGGCGGCCCGCUGCCCGCGCCGCUCGUCGGCAACUACGCCGGCAUCUGGCAG
Molecule: messenger RNA, 1356 nt
Organism: Brenthis ino (lesser marbled fritillary)
Lineage: Eukaryota; Metazoa; Arthropoda; Insecta; Lepidoptera; Nymphalidae
Source: the annotation of a GenBank genome assembly